Zophobas morio is the source of this 2036-nucleotide messenger RNA. Its product is annotated as cytochrome P450 4C1-like. Lineage: Eukaryota; Metazoa; Arthropoda; Insecta; Coleoptera; Tenebrionidae. The transcript is spliced from 11 exons. The record is from RefSeq and is a predicted model, not a curated record. Gene Ontology annotation, molecular function: heme binding; monooxygenase activity; iron ion binding. Bases 14 to 1510 code for a protein of 498 amino acids.
GGUUGCCACUUAAAUGAAUUACUUUAAAGCUGCUCCUUUUACUAUGGUAAUCUGGAUUUUUAUUUGUGCCGUAAUUUUUCUCAUCAUUUCGGUUCUUUGGAAGAAGCGGUGGUUGUUGUAUCAUGCUUGGAAAAUUCCUGGACCAUUCUCAGUGCCCUUAGUGGGAAGUACGUACCUGUUGUCUGCAACAAAAGAUAGUUUUUUUGAAGUAGUUUAUCGAAAUCUGGAUUCCUAUAGGCCGGUUAUAAAAACAUGGAUAGGCUCAGAGUUGUACAUAACUACCACAAGACCGGCAGAUGUAGAAAAAAUUUUGGUAAAUUGUCUAAACAAGUCACCUUUCUACGAGAAUUUUAACGAUGUAAUGAAAGACACUCUACUGACAUCAAAAGUGAGUAUCUGGAAAGACCAUCGAAAAAUGAUCAAUCCCUCUUUUAAUUUGAAGAUUUUAAGUUCUUUUCAUGAUAUAUUUGUCAAAUAUUCAAGGGAAAUAGUGAAGUACUUGCUUGAUGUAGGGGGUACCGAACAAACGGAUUUCCUUUCAGUCAUCUGGGAAAAAACAUUUGAUGUUGCUUUAGUAUCCUUAACAAAUGUAAAUCCAUGUGAGCUUAAAGAACGACGACGGGCUAUUUCAAUCGCCGUGAGAUUCGAAGAAAUACUUAUGCAGAGAUUACAUACAUUUUGGCUUCUGACCGAUUUCUCUUGGAAAUUAUCCAACUUACACAAGGAGCAUAAAGUCGUUUGUCAAACUGCUCACGAAAUUGGCGAAAACAUAAUAGCAGAAGAGUACAAAUCAUAUGAAUCCGAAGACAGAAAUGAUGACACUAUUGAAAGUAAGCGAUUUCUACGAAAUUUGACUAAAUUAAAUCGAACCAAUCAGAUAACCCGUGAAGAAAUUUUGGAAGAAACCAAUUUUAUGUUGAUGGCGGCAAGCGAAACGGCAUCAAUCACAAUCAACACGAUUUUAACGAUUUUAGGAAUCUACUCAGACAUCCAAGAAAGAGUUUAUCAGGAACUCGCCUCAGUUCUGCCAAACAUCGAGAACAGUCCAACUCAGGAAGAGCUCAAUCGCCUGGACUAUUUAGAACGCGUUGUCAAAGAAAUUUUGAGACUAGUUCCCACAAUUCCUUUCAUUAUGCGAUAUGCUGACGAAGACAUUAAAUGCGAUCCUUAUGUUUUCCCUGCCGGCUCUAACCUUGUCAUUCCUCUGGUGCUACUACACAGAGAUCCGGAGGUGUGGCCCGAGCCGGAAAAAUUUGAUCCAGAUCGGUUUCUCCCUGAUGAAGUUGGAAAAAGACAUCGUUGUUCCUACAUUCCUUUCAGUUUUGGUGUCCGAAACUGUAUAGGUCUAAAAUUUGGAAUGAUGGUGGUAAAAGUAAUGGUUGCGACGAUUCUGAGGAACUUCAAAGUACGAACUGUCGAUAUGAAAUCAUGGAAGGACAUCCAGUGGGACUAUAUGGUUAUGCUGAAGACUAAAAAUAGUCGUUUACGUUUCGAAAAAAGAAAAUUUUGAUCAUAUGCAUCUUUUUAUAUAAAAGGAUUAUGUUUCUUCCAUUUUCAUUAUUUUCAUAUUAUUCAUUAUCGGUGAAAAUCUGUUUUGCAAUUUGCGUUUUACUUUGAGCUGAAGAUUAGACUUCUGCCACAUUUCCAGGUUUUCAACCACGUAGAUGCUUUACAGUCGUUAAAUCAGUACCAAUCUAACAACAAAGCUAGCAAUAAUCCAUGGUAUUUUGCCUGAGUAUUUUUUUCUAGUGGUUGAGUUGAACAUCGACCGUUUUUAUAAAAAAUAAAAAAACUUCUAUGGUUGGUGUGUGGUGGUCUAAAAGAUACAUAAUUCCGAUACAGCUCAAUUAAUUUCAGCGAUUAUUUGUCCUUAUUCACUAGGUAUAUCAAAAAUUAACUGCAGCUGAUUAUUCCGAGUGUUUUUUUUUUUUUUGACACAGAACAAACUCGUUUCACUGAUAAGUGUCAGCUCACUUUAUCGGGGAAUCAUCAUUUUCGUUUGUAACAUUUGGGUGAGGGGAAACAUUUUUUCUUUC